Molecule: messenger RNA, 2468 nt
Organism: Bombyx mandarina (wild silkworm)
Lineage: Eukaryota; Metazoa; Arthropoda; Insecta; Lepidoptera; Bombycidae
Product: paired box protein 6 homolog
Biological process (GO): anatomical structure development; regulation of transcription by RNA polymerase II
Molecular function (GO): RNA polymerase II cis-regulatory region sequence-specific DNA binding; DNA-binding transcription factor activity, RNA polymerase II-specific
Source: RefSeq, a predicted model, not a curated record
GUUCAACUGAAUCGAAAGUCGGUAUAAUUUCGACGCGUUCGGAAAUCGAAUUAAGAACGUUAGAGUGAGAGGUGCACGGAGGUUCUAUAGAGCGGUGGCAAUUUUAUUGUUGUUGGCGGCAGAGAUUUUUUCCGAGGCGUGUAAAUGGGAGUAGGCGCGCGAGUGGGCGCGCCGGUACAACAAGCGCGCUCUUCAGUGUUCUGGCUGAGCUUCAAGCGAGCGCGUGCGAACCGAGUGCUAUCCGAUAAAUUGUCGCAUCGUAACUAUCUUAUCAUACGAAUGAAGUUAUUCGUACUAAUUUAGAACUGCAACUGUGUAUUGCUUUGAGUGGACUUUGUCGGUGCCGUAUGUUGAGCUUCCAGGGAGAUCGCAAUAGGAAGGUGGCCCGACCAUGUUGAUAUCGGCGGGCAGUGGCCCCACGCCCGAGUUUUCCCCCGUCUCGUGCUGCGCGUCCUGGAAAAUGGAAUCAGCGCCUCCUGCGCCCGCGGCAAUCACACAACCUUUGAACAUAUCCACUAAUGUACCAGUAUCUCCGUCAUCGUCGACGGGAGGUGCCGGCGGCGGAUCCGGGACCCCUCUCUACCCUGGUGCAGCGUCUCAUCCCCUGUCUUCAUUACUGUCACAGCAACGGCUUCUAGAGCUUUCCAGAUUCGGCUUAAGGCAUUAUGAUAUCGCCCACCAUGUUUUGUCUCAACAAGGUGCUGUCACGAAGUUGCUUGGUACAUUACGGCCGCCGGGUCUUAUAGGAGGUAGCAAGCCGAAAGUUGCUACACCUGCUGUAGUAUCCAAGAUUGAACAGUACAAACGAGAAAACCCCACAAUAUUCGCAUGGGAAAUACGCGAACGGCUUAUAUCUGAAGGUGUUUGCACAAACGCAACUGCGCCGAGCGUCUCAUCAAUUAACAGAAUACUAAGGAACCGGGCAGCCGAACGAGCUGCCGCUGAAUUCGCCAGAGCAGCGGGCUAUGGGCUUUACGCUGCCCCACCUCCGUAUGGAGCAUUUCCGUGGGCUGGUGGCGGAGGUGUGUGGCCUCCUGGGACUCUGUCACUUCCACCCGGAGUACCAGGGCCACCAACCGGAGUACCGCACCCUGACGUUGUACAACAAGGAUAUUUGUCCUCAGGACGAGGGCUUAUAGAUGUGGACGGAGACGAUUCAGGGUCUCUUGAUGGUGAACAGCCAAAGUUUAGGAGAAAUCGUACGACUUUCAGUCAAGACCAAUUAGAAGAGUUAGAAAAAGAGUUCGAAAAGUCACAUUAUCCUUGCGUUUCAACGCGAGAACGACUGGCUUCGAAAACGUCGUUAUCGGAAGCACGGGUUCAGGUUUGGUUUUCCAACAGACGAGCAAAGUGGAGGCGCCACCAGCGCAUGAACCUCCUGAAGCGCGGUGGCGGCUCCUCCCCCCGCCACCCCGCCCGCUCUCCUUCGCGCUCCCCUUCUCGUUCUCUGUCCCCUCCGCGCGGACCCUUCCCCCCGCAGAUGGGCGGCGAGAACAGCGCAUUCAAAGCGCUCUCGCAUCAAGAUACAAACGCUCUCAAGGCACUGUCACAUCAAACGCAAUUCGAUAGUAACGCGCUGAAAGCAUUGUCGCAACAGUCCGCCUUCGACGGCACGUUCAAGCCUCAUCCCGCGUUGGAAAGCAGCGCGUUCAAAGCGCUUGUACCGCACUCGGCAGCCGCCGCACUCUUGGCGGCACAAUCCAUACAAUUAGCUCGGGGAUACGAAUCUCAUUCCGACUCAGACGAAGAGAUAAAUGUACACGAUGAAAGCGAUGACGAUGGUGGCAAGAAUAAGAGUUUAACUAGAUCUCCGAGUCCGAACCGGCAUCGACCGCCAGUCUCUAACGAUAUACCUCUACAGCUCACUAAGCAUGAUCGCUAAAACUUUACUCGAUUUUAAAAGGAAAUUAAUAAAUUUGUAAGUCCACAUUCUCAACACGUCAAACUUAUAAUGCUGCUAGGCAAAAUAGUUUUGCAAACAUUGUAAAAAUCGUUUGUUGAUGAAAUUAAUUACUUAAAAUGUGCACACUGCUCACUGUGAUUCAAGGCUUUUAUUAUUAAUUGUUGAUUGUUAUUAUUUCAUCAACAGUAUAGUUUGGAUAUAGUAUACCAAAGUAUUUAAGUUACAUACAAUGAAUAUUUGUUAUGAAGAGUUCCUAAACCGAUUAAUUUCAUGUCAGUUCCAUCGGUAAUUUGUAUUGUAAUACAUUUAGAUAAUUAUUGUUUUGUAACUUGAUAUUUAUUGUUCAACAUAUCACACAUUCCAUUAAAAUAUAUUUUCUAAACAUUCCUUUUUUUUUAAAUUUUCAAAGAAUUUUUGGGUAUUCAAUUAUUUUUAGAAUUAUUAUAUUAUAUCGUUUUAGUUCUAAUCAUUUGCGGAAUUCCUGUGCGUUACAUAAUUUUAAGAGUGUAAAUAUUGUUGAAUGUUUUUUUUUUAAUUACUGUAAUAGCACUAUUUAUUAUUAAUU